Pteropus alecto (black flying fox) is the source of this 2569-nucleotide messenger RNA. RefSeq names its product potassium channel tetramerization domain containing 8 (gene KCTD8). Lineage: Eukaryota; Metazoa; Chordata; Mammalia; Chiroptera; Pteropodidae. The transcript is spliced from 2 exons. Gene Ontology annotation, molecular function: protein binding. The record is from RefSeq and is a predicted model, not a curated record. Gene Ontology annotation, biological process: protein homooligomerization; regulation of G protein-coupled receptor signaling pathway. Bases 291 to 1700 code for a protein of 469 amino acids.
CCGCCAUCUCCCCAAAGGAGCAGCCGCUCCUCCUAGGACCUCCUCCGCCGCUGCCGCUCCCGCUCCCGCUCCCGCUGAGCUCCUCUCCCGCGCUUCUCUUCUCCGAUGGAGCCCGGGCGCCGCCGCAGCCGCUGUUACCCCGAGCACUGAACCGGGCCGACCCGGCCGGAGAAAGGUACCUCCCGGCCCGAGGGCGCACUAGGCGCACGCCAAGGCUAGGGGCCGCGGAAGGUGCAAGGAACGUGAAAGUGCCGCUCUCCCGGGUUACUUGGUCAGCAGUGGGGUGGAACAUGGCUUUGAAGGACACGAGCAGCGUCGGCAGCACCAUCCUGCCCAUUAGCGAGAUGGUCUCCUCGUCCAGUUCGCCCGGCGCGUCUGUAGCCGCCCCAGGGCCUUGCGCGCCCUCGCCCUUCCCUGAGGUGGUGGAGCUGAACGUGGGGGGCCAGGUCUAUGUGACCAAGCACUCGACGUUGCUCAGCGUCCCGGACAGUAUUCUGGCCAAUAUGUUCUCGCCCUCCAGCCCCCGGGGCGGCGCCCGACGCCGGGGCGAGCUGCCUAGGGACAGCCGAGCGCGCUUCUUUAUCGACCGGGACGGCUUCCUAUUCAGGUACGUGCUGGAUUAUCUGCGGGACAAGCAGCUCGCGUUGCCAGAGCACUUCCCCGAGAAGGAGAGGCUCCUGCGCGAGGCCGAAUACUUCCAGCUGACUGACCUGGUCAAGCUGCUGUCCCCCAAGGUCACCAAGCAGAACUCGCUUAACGACGAGGGCUGCCAGAGCGACCUGGAGGACAACGUCUCUCAGGGAAGCAGCGACGCGCUUUUGAUGCGUGGGGCAGCGGCCGCCGCGCCUUCGGGCCCCGGAGCGCACGGCGGCGGCGGCGCACGGGACAAAAGCUCGGGCUUCCUCACGCUCGGCUAUCGCGGCUCCUACACCACGGUGCGCGACAACCAGGCGGACGCCAAGUUCCGGCGUGUGGCGCGCAUCAUGGUGUGCGGACGCAUCGCGCUAGCAAAGGAGGUCUUUGGUGACACGCUCAAUGAGAGCCGCGACCCGGAUCGGCCACCCGAGAAGUACACGUCCCGUUUCUACCUCAAGUUCACCUACUUGGAGCAGGCGUUCGAUCGCCUGUCGGAGUCUGGCUUCCACAUGGUGGCGUGUAACUCCUCGGGCACCGCUGCCUUCGUCAACCAGUACCGCGACGACAAGAUCUGGAGCAGCUACACGGAGUACAUCUUCUUCCGACCACCUCAUAAAAUGGCAUCACCUAAACAAGAGCAUGAAGAUAGGAAACAUGACAAAGUCACAGAUAAAGGAAGUGAAAGUGGGACUUCCUGUAAUGAGCUCUCUACUUCCAGUUGUGACAGCCACUCAGAGGCAAGCACUCCCCAGGACAACCCACCCAAUGCCCAACAGGCAACAGCUCACCAACCUAAUACCUUAACAUUGGAUCGUCCCUCCAAAAAAGCACCUGUGCAAUGGAUGCCCCCACCAGACAAACGUAGAAACAGUGAACUCUUUCAGACACUCAUCAGCAAGUCUCGGGAAACAAAUCUUUCCAAAAAGAAAGUCUGUGAGAAGCUCAGUGUGGAAGAAGAAAUGAAAAAGUGUAUUCAGGAUUUUAAAAAAAUUCACAUACCAGAUUAUUUUCCAGAGCGCAAACGCCAGUGGCAAUCUGAACUGUUGCAGAAGUAUGGGUUAUAGUAAUUAUCACAUUCCUGCAGUAUUUCAAUGACAUUCAAUGUUUACUACAGUGUCACCACCUGACUGUGCCCUAACAAUGGUCAGUGUGAUGCUUGCUGCUCUUCCUUUGUGUGAACAGUGGAUGCGGGACAGUAUUUUCUUUCAUUCUUUUUGUUGCUUUUGUUUUUAGAAAUAUGUAUUAAAAAAAAGAAAACCAGUUCAUGUUGAAUCAAAAUGCUGUAUCUGAUUCAAACCAUUUUGCAAGAAUGAAAGUAUAAUGUGCAUGAGCAAGAAGCUUAGAAUCUUGAUUUUUUUGAACUGUGGUCAACUGGGUAUGUUUGUCACUUUGUAAUUCACCAAAAAGAAAUCAUAUUACUUCAAUUAAAAUGACAAUAUGAAUGAAGCAACAUCAAGUAAAAUGUUAGAUAAUGGUUUUGGGACUGAAGUACAAAACUGUUUAAAUGUUAAUGCAAUAAAACAAGUAUUAUUUUUGCAUGAGCACAAUGUUACAAAUAAAUCACAAGACAUAGGGAAGAUCUGUUUGUUUCUUGGAAAGAAAAAAUAUUACAAAAAUAACGCUAAAAAAAUGUUUUAGGCAAAGCCUAUAAAUGUAUGCUGUCUAAGAGACUGAAUCUGUGAUUUUUUGGUGUAUGUGUACGAUGUCCUGUAUGUUAAGAUGGUGUAAAUAUGCCUUAUACUGUUGUGUUAUGGCACUGACAUUCAUCUAUUAAUGCUAGUCAUGAUUAUUUCUGUGAAAUGAUUCCUCACAUCAGGCUGUGAAAAUUGGUAUGAUGAUGCUCUGAAAGAUUCUAUUAUUAUGUUAAUCAAAAUAAUUGAGGGAAAUAGUAAAGAGCUUUAUGUGUUUAUUAAAAAAGGAAAAUAUAUUAGAA